This is a messenger RNA of Anarrhichthys ocellatus (wolf-eel), 1641 nucleotides long. It is a transcript of the gene cenps, whose product is annotated as centromere protein S. Gene Ontology annotation, cellular component: FANCM-MHF complex. The record is from RefSeq and is a predicted model, not a curated record. Lineage: Eukaryota; Metazoa; Chordata; Actinopteri; Perciformes; Anarhichadidae. Gene Ontology annotation, molecular function: protein heterodimerization activity; chromatin binding. Gene Ontology annotation, biological process: resolution of meiotic recombination intermediates; replication fork processing. The coding region runs from base 63 to 428 and encodes 121 amino acids. The transcript has 5 exons.
UUAAUUCUGUGAGAACUAUCCAAUCUUUCUAACUCAAUUGAAGCCGCUGUGAUUGGAAGAAAAUGUCCGUUGAUGAAGACGAGACUCGGCAGAGGUUAAAGGCAGCCGUCCAUUAUGCUGUGGGUCGCAUGUGUCAGAGGAUGAGAGAGGACCACCGGAGAGACUUCAGCCGACAAGUCGUAGCAGCGAUAGCCGAGACAACCUUCAGACAAUGCGAUAUAUUUGCUAAAGACCUGGAGGCCUUUGCACGGCACGCUAAAAGAAGCACCGUGUCUUCAGAAGACGUGAAGCUCGUCGCCCGGCGUAGUACUGCGUUGUUGAUCCACAUACAAAAUAAAAGUGAAGAACUGAACCUGGAGCAGCGGGAUUUGAAAAAGAAGAAUACUGGGAAGAGGAGAAGCAGAGACACUGAGGAGAGCAGAGAAUAAGGACAAGACAGACCUGCAGUCUCACUGGCGCCCAACAUUCAAAUAAACAUGAAAGCCCACUAACACAUGACAAUAACUUCAGUGCCACUGUUUAUGGUAAUUAGCAUUCCACAGAAUUAAAUCUUAUAUAAAAGUCGUUUUAUGUACACUGUCUGGUUUGGAGAAAAUAACUUCUGACUUAUUUGUCGUGGGUCCUGUUGAUGCAUCGUCAUGUCGUAGUGCAUUGGCACUAUUAUGACAAACAUGAUGUAUGCAACAUUAUAAAGUAUAAAUAAAGAUACAAUAAAGAACUGUGCUAAACAAUAUACCUGCCUUGUUUUUCCAAACCGACAAAUGAGCCGAAUGUUUUUCACACUUCGGGAAAACUCAAAUGUAGUUACUGUCAGGCAAACUAUCCAUUAUGUACACUCGGUGACCACUUUAUUAGGUACACCUGCAUAAUCAAAUGCAAUCCAAUAAAUCUACUCAUUUCUUUGACUUUUUUGUUGAUACUUUGUUAACCUAUGACCUCCACAGUUAGUGUUGCUGUUCUACACUAUAUUCAGGCGUCUAAUCUUCCACCCCCUCGUGUAUGUAAAUGAGGACCAAACAUUAGAGACAUCCCAACAUAAUGUAGCCACCACCAAUGACCUCAGAGUUAAACAUUGAAUUUACACAUUUACAACAAUGUCUAUAAAAUGCAACAUGUUAAACUCCCUAAAUGUAGACAUGACGGUUGGAUUGAACAGGUGGAGCUAGAAAAGCAGCACUAAGUGCAUCUGGCCAUCUAAAAAUCACCAAUUACAAAGCUCAGCAACGUGCCAUCGUUUCAUUACUUAAAACAAAUCGAAGACAACUAAACACUCUUGAGGUGAUGACACAUUGUUGAGCUCAUCUACAUACAAAGAACCCUUCAGAACUUCCCUCCCAACUUAAAAGUAGCUGUGGAAAAUCAAAAAGGGAUCAUUAACUCGGACAAGCUAUCAAAUGCAGCAAAAAGACAGGUACUACCCCGUGUCAUGUCUGAGAAGGCCGCACACACUGAAAGUGUUGCAACUUCCGUCUUCAUCCUUCAGUCAGGGUUCAAACGGAGACCUCGACCAGCAGAGCCCAAGGUCCCUAGAUAUGUGAAUCGAAUUAGAUGGUUUUUUAUUUGACAAACUGACCCAAUUAAUUAUCAACUAAGCAUCUAUUCAAACGAACUUUAUUAUAGAACUCCCUUCAAUUGACAUGU